GUAGGCGAUGGUCUCGAUAUACUGGAAAAAAACGCAAUGGUAAAAAAGUGGCGUCGCACAACAGCACUGCGAACGCAGAAGGACGAGGAUGAGGAACGGCAAAAGAUAAUAAUGGAAAUGACUGCAAAACCGGCUGCAAAAGUCGACAUGUCCAAUAAUGAGCGAGUGUUGGAAGCGAUGAAAAUCGCAGUUACCAGAGCCAAGCAGCUGGCAGCGCGUGCCUUCCAGGAAGAUUUGAUCGACAGGCUACCAAUGGCUGUGGAACGCGAACCUCUCUACCAAGCGGGCUCGCUGCUGGAUGCAAGUGCACGAAUUUAUUCGUUUCGUGUGGAUGCUACCCAUUCGGAGGCUUAUGAUGUUCGUUCAAAACUCGGCGAAAAGAUUGAGGAUAGCAGCAAAGCUCACUCGAAGGAUAAAGAUGGGAAAAAAGGGUCUAAUUCGGACGACGAAGACAAUUCGACGGCUAAGUCUAAUAAAAAAUCAAAAAAGAAUGCGGAUGCUGACGAGGAAGACACUCUCUCUGAUAUCGAUAUGGACAAUGAAGCUGGUAAAAAAACUGACGUGUACAGCGUGGACGACCUGCCAAUAUAUGCAGAAGAGCCGGAUUCAGAAACGGAAGAGCAGGCUGUGCUAGACACCGAUGAAAUCCUAAAGAAAUUUGCGAACAAAUAUGAUAAAUCAUAUGAGAACUGUAUAAAACGGCGAUCAAAGGUCUGA
Molecule: messenger RNA, 717 nt
Organism: Gongylonema pulchrum
Lineage: Eukaryota; Metazoa; Nematoda; Chromadorea; Rhabditida; Gongylonematidae
Source: the annotation of a GenBank genome assembly